GCGGAAAGGAGGAACUCGAAGGAUAAUAACUAAUAAUGAUAAUGAUGCGUCAUUCAUUGAACGCUCAAGAAGAAGAAUUCACGCUUAGCACGGCAUGAGCUUUGUAAACAAACGCAUUUAACGCAAACAUGAAGGAAAUAUUCCAUAAUCUUGAGAGGAAGUAUCUUUAUUCGGAAUUCGACGCCAGGCUGCCUGAAAGUGUUCCAGACGAUAAAGGAGGAUGGCUAAAUGUAGCAAAACUUGUUGCAUCUGGCAGCUACGUUAUCGCUUUAAAAGAAAAGGAAUGUCAAGAAGCUCUGGGCAUCAAUAAAGAGAGUCCUUCUGCUGGUAUGUCAGUUCCAGAUCAUUAUAAACAAGCUAUCCUAUGUUAUUUGAGUGAAGGUGGGCCACAUAGAGAGCAUGUUGUUCUCUGUAUCGGUAUCUGUUGUCUUCAGUUAUUUACUCAGAACAACUUUACAGGACCUUUAAUUGGUCCUGAACCAGACACACUUUUACCUGGUUUGAUACCAGAAAGUCACACUAGUGAGAGUGUGAAAGAGAUUGCAUUAGAAUCCCUAGUUGGUGAUGCAGAGGGUGUAUACAACUUACUCAGCUGUCCAGAGUAUUUGGUGUUAGCUCGUCUUAUUCUUAUAGACUUAAAAACUACUUUGUCUACGUGCUUAACUGCUGAUUGGUGGUGUUUCCGCUGUGCUCUGGUUCAUCAGCGAAUUGUAGAUGAGAAAUCACCCCAGUUAUAUGAAAUAAUUUUGCAAUCGUUAAAUCAAGUAGAAAAUAAUUCACAGUUAGUGAGCACCAGUGUGUCGAGAGAUUUGACUGCUUUGUAUCAUCUUGAGGCAGGUCAUCUACAUCUUGAAUUCUAUGAUGUUGGAAGAGCUGGUGAUCAUUUUCGAAAGGCAAGUGAUGCCUUACAGGUCAAAUUAAGCUUGAGUGGAGCCCUUGGGAAGAGAACUAAAUGGCAGGAGGAGGACAGGCCACAGUUAAUUGUGAAAGUUGCAUACAAUGAUCACUCUAUAAUGAACAGUGAACUCCCUGGCCAUAACCUUCUCCCUACAGAUCUACCAAAAGACAUCAUGCUUAACGAUGAUACACGUCUCCCAAGGUUCAAGUUUAAAGAUGAAGAUGAUGACAUCAUACCAGAUUUGAGGCCUAUUGAACAGGCCCUCAUCCUGGCUAUGGUUACUCACAAACGCCGAUCUUCAGCUGCUGAUUUACAACUUGACGAGGAAACUAAAGCUUAUGUGGCAGCUCUCCUUCAGUAUCCAAAGAACUGGUGCUUUCAGCAUUCAGCACUGUUACUGCGUUCACAAAUAGAAGCAGUUGAAUCAAGAGCAGUGCAGCGAUGCCUAACCCAAGUAGAGGAGUUGAUUGGUGCUGUAAAUAGAGAAGAACCAUCUAGGUAUGAAAGGCUAAAACUGCUAGGUACAUCACUCAUAUUGCCCCACUGGGAAUUACAGCAAGAACUUGCCAAGAUAUUGAUGCGACUUGGCUGUGUUAAAACAGCUUUGGAAAUUUUUGAAAGACUUCAUUUAUGGGAAGAUGUAAUUACCUGUUACAAUGAAUUGCAGAUGCGACAGCGUUCAGCAGAAAUUGUGAGAACUCAGCUGGAAAAGAAGGAAACUCCAAAGUUGUGGUGUCUGUUGGGUGAUGCAACAGAUGAUAAAGAGUGUUAUAUGAAAGCAUGGGAAUUAUCAGGACACAAGAGUGGUAAAUCUCAGAGGUGCUUGGGUAAUUAUUACUAUGUGCGAAAAGAUUAUAAAAAUGCCAUUUUGCACUAUGAAAUGAGCCUUGAAAUUAAUCGUUUACAGUUUCCCGUGUGGCAGAGAUUAGCUUAUUGUGCCUUACAAACUGAAGAUUGGGAGAAAUGUGCCCAAGCUUAUAGACGUUGUAGUGUGCUUGAACCAGACAGCUUUGAAGUUUGGAACAAUAUGAGUCAGGCAUAUUUGAAACUGGAUCAGAAGCAUCGGGCAUGGAAAUCUUUACAGGAAGCUUUACGAUGUAGAAUGGAUUCCUGGAGGCUUUGGGACAAUUUUAUGCUUGUCAGUACUUCACUUGGUUACAUGUCUCAAGCUCUUAAUGCGUACAAUCGCAUUCUAACAAUGAAAGAACGUCAUGUUGAUACUCAGAUAAUAGGUCGUAUUGUCAAGGCUAUUGUUGAUGGUGAUAGUGAUCCAGAUGGAAGAGAGGUUAAAGGACUCUAUAAGAAGUGCUCUGAGCUGUUGGGCCGAUUGACAAGUGAAGUACCAACCCAUCCAGAAUUAUGGUAUCUGUAUGGUCUGCUAACACAAGCCAAUCCUGAACCUAGUCCUGAGACACGGUUCAUGGCCAUGCAACAGUUUAAAAAGGCUUUAGCAGCAUCAACUCAGAAGCAAGGUUGGGAAAAAGAUACUCUCACUGCUGUAGCAUCCCUUCAUCGAGCCUCCUACUUAUUAGAUGCAACUUUAGAUGCUGUUAAGGGACUUCCUCCAAAAGUAGCUGUUCCAAAUUUGAGUGCUACAAGAAUGUCAGUACAAGGGGCUAUUGUUGCCACACGUCGUGGACAGGUUCAAGUGGCCACAGGAGAGUUAGUUGAACAAGUGCAAGAACCAUUGAAGAAUGUUGAGAAUAAAUUGACUUUGCUGAUGAAAAAGUUAGAGGAACUCAAAUUGGAAGUAUAAAGUACAGUCAUUUUCCUGUAAACUGAUGGGAAAAUGUUUCCAGUGUAUUAUAUCAUAACAUUAAGUGGAGCUUUUGUGAUUGUGAUAAGUUGAAUCCAUUGCCAGAUUAAUGUGAGACUUCAAAAGACAGAUCAGCUUACAGAUUUGCAUAAGAAAGCAUAUAUAUUUCCUCCAAUAUUCCAAUCAGUUUAUGCUUUGCUUUGCAGGUGUUAGAUACAAUAUCAGGCUAAUCAACUACGUAUUAAUAAGAUAAUUUCAUUUAUCGUGUUGCAUUCCGUUUGUUCCUGUCCUUGCUUAUUCCAUGUGAUUGUGGUAUACUGUUUUUUGUUAUUUAACUGCUGUUGAAAGUGGUGCUAAUUUUCUUUGUAUUUUUCCCUUGGCUGUUAGAUGCCAUAGUGUAGGAACAGCCUUGUGACCAGCCCACUUUGAUUGGGUAGAUAGUUUCUCUCCUCAUGUAGUACUCUUUAUUUACAUGUUCAUGUAGCCAUGAGGCUUAUUAAAGGAGAAGUUUGA
Molecule: messenger RNA, 3167 nt
Organism: Macrobrachium nipponense
Lineage: Eukaryota; Metazoa; Arthropoda; Malacostraca; Decapoda; Palaemonidae
Product: tetratricopeptide repeat protein 27-like
Exons: 2
Coding region: 129-2654 (841 amino acids)
Molecular function (GO): protein binding
Source: RefSeq, a predicted model, not a curated record